ACACGUUUCCACUUUCCAGUAACUCGAAUGCUUUAAAUUUGACAAAAAUUGACAAACUAUUUCAACAAUAAAAAGAAUCACUUUUUACAUAAAUUUUUUUUAUUUUCCAACUUAAUUUUCAAUAUAAAACAUGUGGUUAUCGGAUUCUCAGAAGAUCGGUGUCUUAUUAACAGCAUGCGGCGUAGGUUUCAUGUUUCUUGGUAUUUUACUUCUCUUUGACGGAGGAUUAUUAGCUAUGGGGAAUAUAUUAUUUCUUUCAGGUAUAACUUUAAUUAUUGGAUUUAAUAAGACAAUAUAUUUUUUUGCUCGUAAAAAUAAAAUUCGAGGAACUAUUUGUUUCUUUGGUGGAAUAUUAUUGGUUUUUUUUAAAUGGCCUAAGACAGGAAUAAUUGUUGAAUUUUUUGGAUUUUUAAAUUUAUUUGGUGAUUUCUUUCCGGUGAUUAUAAGUUUCUUACGAAAAGUACCAUUUAUUGGAAUGUUACUCAGUGCACCAUAUAUUUCGAAUGUGGUUGAUAGGUUUGCAGGAUCAAAGUUACCGGUAUAAGGAUGAUAAUAUGGAUUACUUUUUCGAAUUUGUAAUAUGUUGAAAAAUUGACAAAUUCAAAAUCACAACCCGAUUCUUAUAAAGAUGAACCAACCGGAUAAAAGAAAUAAACCAUUGGAUAAAAUUAUCCCUUAUUUAAUUAGAUAAACCAUUAAUUCAGUUCUUAUAAUGAUGAAAUUUGAUUAAUUCAGGAGAACUGAAAAAGUUUAGUUUAUGAUGAUUAAGAUCGGGUAGGGAUAUUAAUAAUUUGGAAAUUUUGUUUUUUUUUUAUUUACAAAAAGAAUUAUAUUUUAAUUUACAACGUAUGGAGAAAAAAAAAUGCAUGGUAAAAUCUUUAUCACCAUAUUUAUUAUAAAAUCUUUGUAAAU
Molecule: messenger RNA, 912 nt
Organism: Rhizophagus irregularis DAOM 181602=DAOM 197198
Lineage: Eukaryota; Fungi; Glomeromycota; Glomeromycetes; Glomerales; Glomeraceae
Biological process (GO): endoplasmic reticulum to Golgi vesicle-mediated transport; retrograde transport, endosome to Golgi
Cellular component (GO): Golgi cis cisterna; COPII-coated ER to Golgi transport vesicle; Golgi membrane
Source: RefSeq, a predicted model, not a curated record